AUGUCAGAAACAAAUUUCUCUUUUGCCUCAUCAAAUUUAUCCGGUGCUAGAAGAAGAGGUGGUAGAUGUUUUUGUGGCCUUGAAUCUCCAUUGAUGACUUCGUGGACUUACGAGAACCCAGGAAGAAGAUUUCAUGGCUGUGGUAAUUACAAGGUGAUGAAGAAAAAAGGUUGCAACUACUUUCAAUGGUACGACGAAGACAUGAGCAACCGAGCAAAAGAUGUGAUUAGAAGUUUGAAAGACAAGAACGACGAACUUGUGGACUUAUUUAGGGACACCAAGAAUAGGGAAGAUUUACUCCAGAUGAAGAUUAAGUUUAUGUCUUAUUUUGUUGGUUUUUGUAUGGUGUUUGUAAUAUUAGGUGUAUUUGUAUUGGUUGCAACAUAUCUCAAUUGUUGGUGUAAACUACAAUCCCAAUUUUAUAUGAUACUAGCUGAUUAUAUUGAGACUGCAGACAAACACAUUCAAAUUUAA
Messenger RNA from Vicia villosa (hairy vetch), 474 nucleotides. RefSeq lists its product as uncharacterized. Gene Ontology annotation, molecular function: zinc ion binding. The transcript has 2 exons. The record is from RefSeq and is a predicted model, not a curated record. The coding region runs from base 1 to 474 and encodes 157 amino acids. Lineage: Eukaryota; Viridiplantae; Streptophyta; Magnoliopsida; Fabales; Fabaceae.